GCUAUAAAUAUCACAAUGGUCCUUCCUCAGAAUCCUGCUUUUCCUUUUUCAAUUUUAAUAUUUCUUUGUAGUGAGGCUUGAGAUUCCUGUUGCUGAAUCAAAAUGUUGGCCAUUUUUCACAAAGCUUUUGCUCAUCCCCCUGAAGAGUUGAACAGUCCUGCUUCUUACAAAGGUUCCAAGAAGCCUAAGGUUCCUGAAGAGACUCUCAAAGAUUUCCUUGCUCACCAUCCUCAGAACACUUGCUCUAUGAGCUUUGGUCAUGCUGCUGUGCUAGCUUAUGUCCGUCCUGAUCAACCUUUCUCUCGUAAUCAAAGGUUGUUUUGUGGGAUUGAUGACAUAUACUGUAUCUUCUUGGGGAGUUUGAACAAUUUGUCCUUACUGAUCAAGCAAUAUGGCUUGUCAAAGAACACUGAUGAGGCCAUGCUUGUGAUUGAAGCUUAUAAGACCCUCCGUGACAGGGGUCCAUACCCGGCAGAUCAAGUUGUCAAGGAACUUGAUGGCAGCUUUGCCUUUGUUGUGUAUGACAGCAAGGUUGGAAGUGUCUUUGCAGCACUGGGUUCUGAUGGGGGAGUGAAACUGUAUUGGGGUCUUGCAGCUGAUGGAUCUGUGGUGAUCUCUGAUGAUCUAGAAGUCAUAAAAGAGGGCUGUGCCAAAUCCUUUGCUCCCUUCCCAACAGGGUGUAUGUUUCAUAGUGAAGGAGGCUUGAUGAGCUUUGAGCAUCCAAUGAACAAGUUGAAGGCAAUGCCAAGAGUUGAUAGUGAAGGGGCCAUGUGUGGGGCCAAUUUCAAAGUUGAUAAGUUCUCCAGAGUCAACAGCAUUCCUCGAGUGGGAAGUCAAUCCAAUUGGAUGGAAUGGGACCAACAUUAGCAUAAAAUAAUCCUUAUGGAUAACAAUGUUUAAUAAAAGUGUCAUCUAUGGUCCAAUUCACCCUUCUGAAUCUGUUUUCUCUUCUUCUUGCUUGUGUUGUUUUCCUGUUUCCUUCCGGCAUGGUACAUAUUGAAGCGUUUUUUCAAACAUGUUAAGUGCUGACCGUGGUGCUUGUGUUGUCACUCACUGAGAUUAACAUGGUUCGGGUCAGGAACAUCUGUGUCAGUGUUUUAUUGCAUGUAGAUGUGCCAAGUAGGUCCUAGGAAUUGUAAUGUAACAUGGAUGAUAUGGUGUACAAAAUGGAUGAACAAGGACAAACUAUAGUUACUGCACUCAAUUUCUCAAUCUAAAGUGCUUCAACUGGUUGAAUGUCAAUUUAUCAUUCAUUUGAAAAA
This is a messenger RNA of Vigna radiata var. radiata (mung bean), 1262 nucleotides long. RefSeq names its product stem-specific protein TSJT1. Bases 103 to 867 code for a protein of 254 amino acids. The transcript has 4 exons. NCBI's taxonomy places the organism in Eukaryota, Viridiplantae, Streptophyta, Magnoliopsida, Fabales, Fabaceae. The record is from RefSeq and is a predicted model, not a curated record.